CGUUCCAGGUUUUAUAUUAUUAUUUACUUCCGGUUAAAUUUAAAAAUAAGCGUGGGUUGGCUACCUCAGUCGACAAUGUUUUGUUCAAGAAAAAGACCAUUUCCUUUUAUUGCCUCUGAUAAUGACAGCAUAAACGUAAAAGCAAAAUGCUUUUGUCCUACGAGAGAGUUCACACAUCUACCAGUUAAUAAUAGUCAUGAUUUUUCUGAUAGAACAGCCACCCAUGAAACAAUGGAAACUAAUAUUUGCAGCAAUAAUAAUACAGAAACUGAAUGUGACAGAAAUCCUCAGACCUUACCAGUCAAACAACAUAAUUGUCGACAGUGUUUGGCUGGACAAGGGGGUCAUUUCAUGCAUUUAUCAUCAGAUGGUAACAAUAACAGGUGACACAAAGAUAAUACAGCCAAGUUUCAAGGAUCUCUUAGAACAGAUGUCUCAAAUAUUGUGUUCUUUUAUCCUGUAUAGUGUGCUCACAGAAACAAUGUGAGGGAAUAUGUUAUGUACAUUUGUAUUCAGUUACAAUGUGUUGUCGGUAAAGACUACUUAAGAUGUGUCCCACAUAGUAUGUAAAUUACUAGACAGCUGUUCAGUAUUUGAUUAAAGUCAGCGGCACUAGUCAUUAAAUAUAAGUCUGUUUACUACUAGUAUACAGUUUCUUGAACAACAAAAAUAACUUGGUAGCAGUCAAAAAAGAUUUUAUGUCAAAAAAGUCCUACAGCAAAAUCUGUUCAUUAAGACAUUUCAUUUAAGGUAGUUAAUUGUGUAUUUUUUUAAUUUUUUCAUAGUGAAACAUGUGAAAUUACAUACUUCAUUAGUCCUUCCAUUGUUUGUCGCAAUAUGUUCAUAGUGAAACAUUUGUAUAUGUAGUAUAUAUAUAGCAACAGAAUAUUAUUUACUUAUUUACUGUUAACAAAGUCCUCAGAAACAAAUGAAAUGACAUCUUUUGGGCUAUAAGACAAGAAAGUGUCUGACAUAGUUUCUAUCUUGUCAACCAUGGAUUAUCUUAGGUAGUUAUAAGAAAGCAAAUGUCUAUUACAAUUUAUGUUUUUUGUGAUUUUAUUUUACUAGCCAAAACAUAUAUUUCAGUUUAGGUAAUUACGAUUUUUUUCAAUUUUUUUUUUCAAAUAAUGUUUGAUUUUUUUAUAUGCCUGUUUACGGGACAUAUUAUGGUAUACCCUUGUCUGUUGUCAACAUGACAGACUAUUAUUAAAAAAGCUUUAACUAAUUUGUAUGAAACUUUGAUGAAUUAUUUUAUAUGUUUAUGAUUUUUUAUAUUUUUAUUAUUUUACAUCUCCGAGUUGUGGAGUUUUGUUCAUUUAGAAGUUUCAGACUAUUACUAAAAAAUGGUUUGAGCAGUUUUAAUGAAAUUUGGUCAAUCAGUUGUAUAUGUUAACAUAAUCCCUUUCAAUUUUGAUAAAUUUGAGAUUUUAUGUUUUCAAGUUUCAGUAUUUUAUUCAUAUAAAAAGGGUGAUUUUUCCAGUUUUCAGAAAAUAACUCAAAAGAACUUUGAGCAGUUUUGAAACUUGUGGACUAAUUUAUAUUUUAAAAUUAAAAUAACAUCCCUAUAUAUUUUGUUUUAUUGAUUAAUUAUGUGAGAUUGAGGAAUUAUUUAGUCCUAUUCUUUCAAAAAGUGAUGGGCUUAUCAUGCACUCAUGGUGUAGCUCUGUAUCUAAUUUACUCUCAGAAACAAGCAAUAUCAUUUGUGUUUUGAUUGGAGUUCAUUAAGCCUUUGCUAAACGUGUAUUUUGAUAAAUAUAAUUAAGGUGGUACAUAAUUACACUACAAGAAGAUAACUCUGUAAAAUGAACUGAACGUUUUAAUUAAGUUAUAUUGUAAAGAAAAUUUGAAUCUUCAAAAUGAUCAAAAUAAGUGUUUGUCAGACUGCUUUAUAUCCAACCAUUUUUUUCCAAUAAUGUGUCUGGUUCAGAUUUUUUUACAUUUUCAUUUUUUUGUCAAAGGGUCAAAAUAAAUAUUUUGUCAAAAUUUUAUAAAAAUUAAACAAGAUGAAUUAAUUUGAGUCAUUGUGUUUGGUACAACUUCAAUAGAAAUAAAAGGAGAAGAUGUCAGUUACACAUCAAUGAUAAAAAUUUAUAUAAAUCAAUUAAUCAUGUUAACACUGCUGACUUGAAAAAAUCUCAAAUAAAAUGGAAUAAAAAUAAUUCUCUGCGAAAUUAUCUCCCCUUAAGGGCAUACGAUACAGUUUUGAUCCUGUAUUUACAAGUUCAUGAAAAUUUGCAUAUAGGCUAUUUUUUACCUGAUUAAAUCAAAUAUGUAAUAAAAAAUAUACCUUCAUGUGCUACUUUUUGCGUAAAAUGAGGUCGAAAUUUUGUAUGUUUGCUCGAAAUUCAGAUUUGUGGCCGUAAUUUCUUUUUCGAAAGAAAGACAUAACUUUUUUGUUAUAAAAGAUAAAAACAAAUUGUUUUUUGUUUAAUAAUCGGUAAUUUCUGUAUUUUAUAAAUAUCUUUCAAAAAUAUGCAUUUUUUAUUCAGAAAUGACUCAUAUUUAUCAAAUGUUCAUGAAUUGAGGAAAAAACGUAAUUUUUUACUGCAUGUUUAUCACAAUUAAAAAAAAUCCUCUAUUUACAGUUUUAUAAAAUUUGGGUCAAAUAAUCUCCCUGCAAAAUGAAACCAAAUGCCGUUUUGAAAAAUAGGGGUCCAUGAACUCGUUUUCAAAUUAAAUCAGUUUGAAUGAUAAAAAUCAGUCGAAAAAUGCAUCUUUUCCCGAUAUGUCACAGUUUGACGUUGUGAAAAUAACAAAUUACGUUAGCAACGUCAUUACCUUCCCUGAAACUGUAUCGUAUGCCUUUAACAAAAACUUAUGAACAAGUAUGUACAACAAAUGUACAAUUAUAGACUUAUCUUUUUCAAAAGCAAUUCACUUAAAAUUGAUUUUAGGGAGAUUCAAUUCAAAUUAUCCUCUUAAUAAAAUUAUGACAGUGUGGUUAAUACAGGUGACUUAUUUAAUUUGACUGUUAAUUGAAAUAUUUUAUUAAUUUAAUGAUGAUAUUGUACAGAUUUUUUAUAUGCAAAGCAGCAAACUGAAAAGCUAAUACUGAUUAACUGUGUCCAGUAAUUCAGUAGGGUAUUUUUUGUACUUAGUUAGUAAUUUUAUAAAUUGUUUAAACAUCUAUUGAUGUAUUGAUUUUACCACCAUGACAUUUUAUUUAACAAAUUUAUAAAUAGGUUUUUGCAUUUGAAAACGCAUGAAUUUUAGCAAAAUUGAAUUGUUAAAUUCUUGUAUUUAUUGUAUUAACUAAUAUUGAUAUCCAACAGUUUUUUU
This is a messenger RNA of Mytilus trossulus (common blue mussel), 3279 nucleotides long. RefSeq lists its product as uncharacterized. The record is from RefSeq and is a predicted model, not a curated record. The transcript is spliced from 4 exons. The coding region runs from base 76 to 387 and encodes 103 amino acids. Lineage: Eukaryota; Metazoa; Mollusca; Bivalvia; Mytilida; Mytilidae.